AAGCGCGCACGUUAUUGCGCACUGGCAUUAUUGUGGCGAACGUUGUUGGACGCCGAGAUAAAUAAUGCUGUGCUCGCUAUUCAUAGUCGUUGCGUUGCAAGUCGAUGCAUGGUGCGCGUUAAGCGAGAGGGCAGGUAGCUGGCGACGCGAUUAACGAGCGUGGCGUUUGAGCUUUGCAAGUCUAAAAUUUGUCCUGCCCUGUAAAUUGGUGGUGCGCUUUUGGGUGCCCGCUUGUGUUGGGGAGUUAGGUUUUUGUUUUUGGCUUCCGUGGGCGGCUUCAUUGCAUACCGCGUGGGCUACAAGCCGGCCAGGAAGUCGGGGAGCGCACAGGGCACGGGAUAACAACAGCAGCCACCUCCGGGAUUCGUCCUCCUCGCUGGCGGACGGACGCACGCACGCACGGCUCCAUAGCCACGGCGAACGAGGCGGCCACCCGGGAUGGGAGACCCGGGAGCGGAGGCUACGGGUGCCCUGGAGUACCUUGGAGAGGAGGCGCCGCUGCCCAAGAUGGGGCGCCUGCGUCUGGCAGAGGAGGGCCCCAUUAAAGCCGGCGAGCCCUCCUCCGGGGCGGUGGAGAACGGCAGCAGCAAAAAGUCGCACGUGGACAUCAACGACUCCUACUACGACGUGGCUCGUCACGGCAUCCUGGAAGUGGCGGGUGACGACAGCUACGGCCGGCGCGUUGUCGUGUUCAGCUGCUGUCGCAUGCCGCCCUGCCACCAGCUCAACCACCACAAGCUGCUGCAGUACCUGAAGCACACUCUCGAACACUACGUGGAGAGCGACUACACACUCGUGUACUUCCACUACGGCCUCACGAGCCAGAACAAGCCCUCGCUCUCGUGGCUGCGCGACGCCUACAAGCAGUUUGACCGCAAGUACAAGAAGAAUCUCAAGGUCUUGUACAUCGUUCACCCGUCAAGCUUCAUUAAGACCGUGUGGAAUUUUUUCGGGCCCUUGAUAAGCCGCAAGUUCGCGCGGAAGGUCGUGUACAUCAGCUGCCUCGCCGAGCUGCAGCAGCACAUCAGAGGCAGCCGAGUUGCCAUCCCGGACGAGGUGAUUAGGCACGACGCGGAGCUGAGAGCGGCGCAGGCGGGAGGCACCGCGGCGGCGGCGCCGGUGAAGCGGAAACCACCACCUCGGCCUCCCCUGCCCACCCAGCAGUUUGGGAUCUCGCUGGCCGUGCUCAAAGAGAAGAACAAUGGUGAGGACCUUCCCCUUGUCAUGAGAGAGACGGUGGCCUACUUGAAAGAAAAUGGCUUGAAGACGGAGGGUUUGUUUCAACGCUCCGUGAACGUUCAGCUCAUUAAAGAAGUUCAGCAGAAGUACAACCUCGGCAAGCCCGUGCGCUUCGAUGAGUACAACAAGGAGGACGUUCGCGUGGCCGCUGUCACCCUCAAGACGUUCCUGCGCGAGCUGCCCGAGCCGCUGCUCACCCUACAGCUCUACCACAAGAUCCUCGCGCUGCACCGGGUAGAGACGAGUCUGCGCAUCACGAGGAUAAAGGAGAUGCUGCAGACGAUACCUGCGCUGAACUACAACGUUCUGAAAUUCCUCAUGUGCUUCCUCAACACGGUGCUGGACGAGAGCAUCCACAACAAGACGAGCGCACGGAACCUGGGCUUCGUGUUCGGCCCCAACCUCGUGUGGCCGCGCGACGGGGGCCACUCGCUGGACCGAGCGCUGCCGAUCAUCGCCUUCGCCGAGCUCCUCUUCGAGUUCCACGGGUGCAUCUUCUCGCCGCCGGCGGCGGCGGCAGAGAAGAAGCAGGAGGAGGGAGAGCUGCCUUCGGGCAGCCUCGGCAAGUCCUGACGCGGCCUUGCGGGCUGCUGCGCGUAGGCCCUGAACCAAACUGUGACGUUUAAAAUGCAUGCAUGUACGGGGCAUAGUUACAACGCAACAUUGGGGUGCAAGAUCGGCGUCGUCAUCGUUGUCGUCGCCAUCACCGUCGGCCACGCUAGACCCACCGCGGCAUGAAGUCCUCCCCAAGUCGCCACCGUCCAUCACGGUCCCGUCAAGCAUCAAUCCACGAUACAUCAAUCCGCCCCAACACCGACAUGCCCAUGGUGGAUGUCCUCUUGGGUGCUUUCUCCUCCUUUGGUCGCCACUCCGUAGCUAUCGUCGUCCACUUGCCAUCCUCAUGCGAUGCCCAAGCCCACCGUCGACAUGCGACCGCGGCUCAAGACGCUGCACAGAAACGGAGCGCUUGUUUACGUUCAUCGUGGACGCACACCAGGCAUCGUGGGUGGAACUGCUUUCAACAUUCGUCGCAAUUCUACGAGUUAUCGCAACUCGGGGUCACGAUUUUUAUUUUAUUUUAUUUCAGGGAGCGGACGUGCCUCUUGUGGUGGCAGGGGCUACGUGAUAGCUUUUACAAUACGUACCGCGUACAUGGGUAAAAAAAUAUCAGUAAUUGUUUUUUUCCCCAAACUCGCGCACGUAUAAGUUGUUUCCUCUAGAACAGUGGGGUCCACAAACCUUUUCGACUUGAGAUCAUCCCCUUUUUUUAGUUUGACCACAUUGUGGGGGGCGAUGGGGGGAGGGGGGCGGUCACGGGCAGUAUUAUCAUCGUGUUCACUCGCCAUGGUCAAGCAAUCCAUCGCAAUAAUUAUAUCGGCUGCUUUAUUUCAUUAUUAAAAAAAACCACGUGCCUUGCUGUUUUGAGUGGCAACCUCCCUCUAAAUGGCAACGGGAGGACACUGCCCUGGGGUGAUGCGGCGGCGGUGGUGGUUAUGGUCGCAACCCACAGUUGCAGAAAUGCCGCUGCGUAAAUUGUUUGCUACUCCCUGCAGCUCCAGAUAAGCCCCCCCCCCCGCCGGCCCUCCUACUAUUCGACCUUUUGACCUCAACCAUGUUACCAGCUCACGCGACCGAUGAUACCCUCCCGGCUUGAGGCUCGCUAGGCCGAGCACAAGGUGGACUUAACCCAGUGUGGAGUGCUGGCAUCGUCGCGCUGGGGUAAAAUACGGCAUCUUAAAAUGCCGUUGUACACACAAGGACGGAACGCGCGUGGAUAAAGAAGCCAAUGCAUUACCACCACGUGAGGAGUUUUUUUUCACAGCGGUAAUGCUUUGGCCGUGUGACGCUAGCGAUGGGUUCACGGGAUGCGCCGCGUGUUGUUCUGCACGGUGAGUCCGACAUUUCUCGCCGCGUACUGUGAGCUUCAGGAACGGAGAAUUGCAUGGUGCAACCCGAAAACACGACAGUUCUGCACUGCAGAGACUUUUUUUGUCAGUGCAGUGGCAAUUUUAAACGCGUGAACUUGCGUUACUGCAAAGUCGACAUUUUUUCCUUCGUCCAUGCCGGCUUCCACUGAUCACUAAGCUAUUGACGGCGUGGACUAGAAAAACGAGUUUUGAACCGAAGUACAAAACCUUAUUUUCUUCCUUUUUUGUUUUGUAUUGCUCGUAUUAUUGCUUAGUUUUAGUGCUGGCCAUGCUGAUGACAAUGAUGUGAGAAUGCACACUUGAGUGAUUUUUUUUUUUUACACGCCGAUUUAAAAAAAUAUUUUACAUUCACAAAAGGCCGUACAUUUGUUGUUUGACACGUACAAUUUGUGCACACCGCGACGUUUAAGGCCGUUCUCUGCAGACGUGACACGUCAUCAGAUGGUCGAGCGGCGUAA
Messenger RNA from Petromyzon marinus (sea lamprey), 3625 nucleotides. RefSeq names its product rho GTPase-activating protein 8-like. The record is from RefSeq and is a predicted model, not a curated record. Lineage: Eukaryota; Metazoa; Chordata; Hyperoartia; Petromyzontiformes; Petromyzontidae. Gene Ontology annotation, biological process: small GTPase-mediated signal transduction; negative regulation of endocytic recycling. Gene Ontology annotation, cellular component: cytoplasm. Gene Ontology annotation, molecular function: GTPase activator activity.